AUGGAUCUUUGGGAGAAGGUCGUCAAAUCCAAAACCAUUCCAGCCGAGGGCCCCGAGAAACUGAGACAUAAUGCAGCCCGGCUAACUGGCUCAUCCGUGGUCCAAGAGUAUGAUGUUAUGCUCGAAGCAGGGCUCGAGUACUCGUACUUGACUUAUGGGUUAGCACUGGUCCUGCUGCGGGUUGAUUACGACGAACCUGGCACCCUGUAUACCACCGCUCCGCUAACCGCAAUCUUGGAUAUUGUGUUUGUGCCUCAUGAGCUUCCGCUCGCAAUAUCGUGA
This is a messenger RNA of Aspergillus nidulans FGSC A4, 282 nucleotides long. RefSeq lists its product as uncharacterized. The coding region runs from base 1 to 282 and encodes 93 amino acids. The record is from RefSeq and is a predicted model, not a curated record. The transcript is spliced from 2 exons. Lineage: Eukaryota; Fungi; Ascomycota; Eurotiomycetes; Eurotiales; Aspergillaceae.